GGAGCUGCUUCGCGAUUUGUCGUCGCUGCUGUGCCUCAUCAACCUGGAGUGGCUGUCCAUCACAUGCUUGGACCCUGACCCCCACAAUCCCUUUAGGGGGGCUGACGUGGUGUGCAUUUCAGGUCUUCGUCAACUCGAGACCCUGCACCUUGGCCUGAACCUUGUGCUGGUUCCCCCUCAGUUGGGCACGCUGUGGCACCUGCGCUCCUUUUCUGUGGCUGGCACGGGCCGUGUCACUCUCACCCUGCCUGAGGACCUCUCCCGCCUGACAACCCUGCAAGACCUGAGGGUCAGUGAGCCCUUGUGGCCAGACCUGCCACCACUGCUGUAUGACCUGACUGGCCUGAGGAGUUUGGUGGUGGAGGGCCACCACCAAUAUUCCCACCACUUGGCCAUGUCAUCUGCCGUCACCAAGAUGACGUCCUUGCGACACUUUGG
Ostreobium quekettii is the source of this 438-nucleotide messenger RNA. Lineage: Eukaryota; Viridiplantae; Chlorophyta; Ulvophyceae; Bryopsidales; Ostreobiaceae. The record is from the annotation of a GenBank genome assembly.